Molecule: messenger RNA, 4496 nt
Organism: Seriola dumerili (greater amberjack)
Lineage: Eukaryota; Metazoa; Chordata; Actinopteri; Carangiformes; Carangidae
Product: proline-rich basic protein 1-like
Exons: 1
Coding region: 176-3946 (1256 amino acids)
Cellular component (GO): nucleoplasm
Source: RefSeq, a predicted model, not a curated record
UCUUGUGCGAGGAGAACCAAGCACAAAGGAUGAAGUCAAACCACCAAAAAGCUUUGGAGCGAGAUCCAGUAACAGGCCAAGUUCAUCCAGCAGCAGCAGAAGUGUAAAUUUUUCACAGACUGACAGUGAAGAAGCUGAUUCCCAGAGCAGGAAUGCAACCUCAUUAAAAUCUGAAAUGAGAUCAGAAUUUAAAAUGCCACUUGAUAGUAAACAGUCCACAACUUUAGUACAACGAGCAGAUGACAUUAAAACAUGGGACGAAAGGGAGGGUGGUGACUCAGCAAAUUCCACUGCCGGGAACACAGGAGCUCCUUCUGCCACCGGAGCCAGCAGCACGCAGGCCAGGAUGAAAAACAGAGACCAGGAAUGUGAAAACACAGAGGACCAUAAACAACUGCAACAGGGUGACAAGGGCGCCUGCAAGUCAAAAACACAGGAGAUUACACUCAAAGCCGUGGAGAAAAAGAAAGCCUCUCUAAGUGUCUGCCUCACACCUGAGGCAGAAAACAAGCCUGAGGCUUCCUCACCAGAAAUAUCUUUCCAAGAAAAGGACGACAGCGUGGAGACCAGUGUGGAUGAGAAAGCAGAGGGAGACGAAGGCAAUGGCAAUAAUAAAGUUAAGGCCCCCAUUCACAAAGUUAGAGAUGUCAGGCGGCUUGUGAAAAAUACAUAUAAUCUGUCUUUCAAGGCAACUAGUGCUGUAAUGCCAUCAGAUGUGAAUGAAGAGAGGAAGGAAAUAUUUAAUGAGGAAAAGAGGGAUGAAGUAAAAGAGGAAAGGAGGAAAGAGAUCAUAGCAGGGCAGGAGCGGGAAGUGAGGCAAGAAAUGAGGACGGAUAAGAAGAGAGAGGAAAGGGAAGAGGAGUACAGGGUGGAGAGGAAAGUAGAACAGAAAGAGGAGGUAAAAGAUUCAAAGCUGCUGACCUUCUCUCCGCCUCCUCAAAGCAAAGAAAAGCCACUGUCUCGUCCACAGCCAAUGCAAAUAGAAUACAAGGCCGUUUGCUGGAAAGAGGACAAAAAUAAAACGUCAUGCAGCAAGAAAGAUUCAGAAAACCCAGGUGAUAAAUCGCAGGCUUCUCCAGAGCUUGUCACUGAGGUAAGCAGAGAAUCACAAAAGUCCUGGACUACAAACACACAGAGUUACACAACAGGAAACACAGCAAUUUCCAAGCCAUGUCACCAUGAUCUAAAAAAGGCAGCAGAAAAACAAGAGGCUGCGGCAGAGAUGCAAAAAAUUCCAGACAAAGAGGGCGAAGCUGUGGUGGUUAGAACGAACAGAAAACCUCCCAUGCUCGGAAGCCUCCCCAAACUGCCCAGUAAGGAAAGAGAGGUGUCCACUGCUGUAGUGUUGAUAAGAGAUGGAUCCAGCAAGACCAAGGCAUCUGCUUCUCCAGCCCAGGAAGAGAUUCCUAGCCCGGUCCAAGUCCCAGGUGCUUCACUUUCACCUGGGCCCACUACCCCCGGCAGUACCCCUAGCAGCAGUGGCCACUCAGUUUCCAUGUUGUUGAAAGAGAAAGGCUACCAAGCAGAUAUUGGAGCAGUGGUGGGCGACGGUCAGAACGCGGCUGGAGGGAAAGGGGCUCCCCGUAAGCACGUGAACUGUCUGGAGAUCCCCCUCCAGACCACAAUGCCUUCAGAGGGUGGGCGAAUCGAGUCUCAUAGAGAGAGGACAUUCUCCUCAUCAUCCACCACAUCUGGCCCCUCAGCAGUGUCUGAAAACACAGGCAGCCUUACAAAGACCACAGAGGAUGACAGAGUUUGCAUUAAGCCUACAAUAAAAGACACUGGAAUACAAAAAAGUGCUCCUCCACUAAGGAAUACGCAAGAACAAACACCACCCCCCACCAAACAGAAGGAUCUAGGGGAUUUUGAAGCAGUGAAAAGAGUAGAUCCAACUUUCCCCCCAAGGUCCCCUGCAGUAAGGAGAUUCAGACCACAGCCAAUUGAGGUUAAAUCACUGUCUAAAGACACACAGAAACAAGAGAAGCCUGCAAACUCCACAGGAACCAGCAGGCCUCAAACCAUUGAAGUUAAAUCUAUAGCUAAAAAUUCUCAAAAGCCAACUGUGCCUCCGAAACCAAGCUGCAAAUUUAAACCUGCAGAUUUAGCAACAAUGCCAAACGAAGCACAGAGACUGUCAGCAACAACAUCGACUGUAAAACCACAAGGUGAGGAGAGGUCUCAAACAAUUGUCGUGUCCUCACCAACCAUCUAUAGAAAGAUCUCCAAUGAGUCCACAUCAACAUCAAACUAUACAAGAAAACUAGCUGUGUCUGCAGUGUCCAGCCUCAAACCUCCACCUAGCAAAACAACAGCAACCACCAUCUCCAAUCAAACAUCAAACCAGUCAACAGCACCAUCAGAGACAGAGGUAUCUAAUGACAGAGGGCAGCAGCAGCAACCAGCAGCCUCGCCUCAAAGCUCCAGGUACACACAAAGACCUACAACCUUAGCUCCAACAUCAGCCACAUGCACAGGUUCAACCUCAGCCCAAGGUCCAGUUCCUGAGCCAAUAGCAAACCAAGUCACUGGACCCCCCUCAGCUGCAGCCAACGAGCCAAGCCAGCCAGCUGUUAUGGAUCCAGACAGCCAACCACAGUAUCCCAGGAUGGCAUACCCUCAUGAACAAGCUAUGACAGUAACUUCAAACAACACAAAACAACCCGCUGCUGUUCCCACAACACAAGUGCCAGGAUACACACACCAGCCAUGCCGCAGAUCACUGUCCAGUGAGCGCCGCCAAAGGACAGAUGACCUGUGUUUUUAUGCCUCAGAUGACCCUCCAAGCUACGAUGAAAGAGAGAGCUUCAGUCCCCUCAUGCUCCCAGAUCUGACUCCCAGGAGGUCUAAUCACUAUCAGCCCGCCUCCCGCCCUCCUCCCUGCUCCUGCACAGCUGGCUGCCCUUCCCACCCUGGUCUCACACCUCCUCACCAUCACCGCAGCCCCCAUACUCUCACUCCUCCUGCCCCACCACACUCUCCAGGCCAGGCAUUACCUUACCCGGUGGCUCAGCCCCCUCUUCGUCCCCACCAGUGCAGACCUGACCCUCAGCCGAUGAGCUACCAGCCCGGCUCUCCCAAAUCAAGUCCUCUUGGUCCAAACCAGCCACCGGCAUUAUACCAACCUCUCCACCAGCCUCCUCCCUGCCCUCCCCACCCCUCACUCAUGCAGGCCUGCACUGCUGAGCGGCCGUUGCAGCCCCCUCAGCAUAUUGACUCUCGACGACCCCCUGUACACAGAUCCCCCCAGCAGCAGCCACCAGGCAUGGCUGGGGCUCCUUACAGUGAUCCUGGCCACAGCCACUCUCCUGGCCUUCCUCCUAUUGAUCCCCAGUACUUGUGUGGCGCUCAAAGCCUGGGGCCUUCCUAUGGCUCUGAAUAUGGGGGUGACAGCUCCAGUUUGUACUCAGAGAGUAACUAUGGACAGACACCUCGCAGAGUGCUCCUAGAUCCUGAGACUGGGAAGUAUUUUUAUAUCGAGGUGCCUGUACAGCCACUGAGGAAAAUGUUGUUUGACCCAGAGACAGGCCAAUACGUGGAGGUGCUCAUCCCACAGCAAGCAAUGUCACAUUCAGGCCUGUAUCCUCCCUCAGCAGCCCCUUACCCAUCCCUCCACAACCCCAACAUGUACGCCCCAGCGCCACAGUACAUGCCCUAUGCAGCUCCACCUCCCCCAGCCCACCCACAGGCUCAGCCCCAGCCACCCCGCUAUCCUGAGGCCUCUGCUGCAGCAACGAUGCACCCAAGUGGGCCUGGGGUCAGCUACAGGAAUCACUCUGGUCAGGGGUCCAAGCCAGAGCCCCAGAACAAUCCACCGCUGGACCAGAGCUACCUGGAGAGUAUGUAUUAUGUCCCUACAGGGAUGAAUGCAAGCCCCAAUCCCACCCCACCAGACUAUUACCACAAACAUCCCCCCAACCUACCCCCAGCAGGGGGGAAAAGGUCCUGAAAUAGAGGAUAGAGGCCGCCUUCCUGGAGCCUGUUGGGUUUUAAAUAAACAGUGUAUAAAGGGGGUGUCUAAUGUUAGCCUGUACUGUUAUUUGAGUUUUCACACUGCAACUGAAGACAGCGAUUCUUUGGUUGUUGUUUAUUUGCUGCUGUUUGUUCCAUGCUAGGCUGCUUUAAUAGAAAGAGAUGUAUGAUUCUUGAGGUUUUUUUUGACAACACAAGAGCGUAAACCUUUUCCAUGAGGUGUUCUUAAGAUGACUGCCUAAUUUCAAAAUGAUCUAUUAAAACGUUUGUCAUUUUUGAUACAGGGUUAUAACAUCAUAUUGUAACUUCACCUGUAAUAAAUGCACAGGCACUAUAAAUCAAUAGGUUUACUAAUUUACUGAUGUUUGUACUUUAAUAACAAAUAUCUCCAAAAAAACUUGAAAAUACUGUUUUAAAAGAGCCUCAUAUUUAUUUUAUUAUUGUUUUCCUCUAAUACUGGAUGAGUGAGUUUGUGCACAUGAUCUAUGCAACAACAGUGCCAAUAAAAUGUAUCACAUAUCACAUUG